AUGGACGACAUGCAAGAAGAGCCGCAAUUUGUUGUCGAUGAUGUAAGUAAAAUAAUAAAAGAAGCUAUUGAAGUAGCGAUCGGUGGUGAUGCCUACCACCAGAAUAAAGUCGCUCAGUGGACAUCUCACGUCGUUGAAAGUUGCUUAGGAAGUCUAACUAAAUUACAAAAACCCUACAAAUAUAUUGUGACAUGUACAAUAAUGCAAAAAAAUGGAGCCGGAUUACAUACUGCAAGUUCAUGUUUCUGGGACAACACAUCCGAUGGAAGUUGUACAGUUCGAUGGGAAAAUAAAACAAUGUAUUGCAUAGUAUCUGUCUUCGGUCUCGCAAUUUAG
This is a messenger RNA of Cotesia congregata, 336 nucleotides long. The record is from the annotation of a GenBank genome assembly. NCBI's taxonomy places the organism in Eukaryota, Metazoa, Arthropoda, Insecta, Hymenoptera, Braconidae.